This is a messenger RNA of Pogona vitticeps (central bearded dragon), 2150 nucleotides long. It is a transcript of the gene STMN3, whose product is annotated as stathmin 3. Gene Ontology annotation, biological process: neuron projection development; regulation of microtubule polymerization or depolymerization; microtubule depolymerization. Gene Ontology annotation, cellular component: neuron projection; cytoplasm. Gene Ontology annotation, molecular function: tubulin binding. Lineage: Eukaryota; Metazoa; Chordata; Lepidosauria; Squamata; Agamidae. The record is from RefSeq and is a predicted model, not a curated record.
UACAUUUCUAGCGCUCUGAUGCUGGAAAAGAUUCUGAUAUCAAAAGAAACCCUCGGAAGCCAAUUGAUACUGUGAUCUGGAAAGCUUUUCUGCCUUUCGAGCUUUUUUCUCUUUUCCCACACCCCUUCUCACCCCCCCCUUCCUAUCGCUCUUUCUCUCCUCCCUUCUCGGAUAGCCACAGCCCCCUAGAGCUGAGUCAGACCUUCCUCCUCUUCCACAGCAUUGCAGCACUCCAGCAAGGAAAGCCAGCCUUCCGCCUCUCUGUCUUUUUCCCUUGCAGUCUCUUCUUCGCUACCCAUCUCACCAUCAUGGCCAGCACCGUCUCAGCUUACAAAGAGAAAAUGAAGGAGUUGUCCCUUCUGUCACUGAUCUGCUCCUGCUUCCACACCCAGCCACACCCAAACACCAUCUACCAAUAUGGAGAUAUGGAGGUCAAGCAGCUGGACAAGAGGGCUUCUGGUCAGAGCUUUGAAGUGAUUCUGAAGUCACCUUCUGACUUGUCUCCCGAGAGCCCUGUCCUCUCCUCUCCCCCAAAGAAGAGGGACCUCUCCCUGGAAGAGCUGCAGAAGAGGUUGGAGGCUGCGGAAGAGAGGAGGAAGAGCCAGGAGGCCCAAGUCCUGAAGCAGCUGGCUGAGAAGCGGGAGCAUGAGCGGGAGGUGCUUCACAAGGCCUUGGAGGAGAAUAACAACUUCAGCCGGCUGGCUGAGGAGAAACUCAACUACAAGAUGGAGCUGAGCAAGGAGAUCCGCGAAGCUCACCUAGCUGCUUUGAGGGAGCGACUCCGCGAGAAGGAACUGCAUGCAGCUGAGGUGCGCAGAAACAAGGAGCAACGGGAAGAGAUUUCUGGAUAAAGGGCUUUUCUACACAACUAGCACCUGCUUCCUAACAACUAACAAACAAAUCCCAACACUUUUUUUUUAAAUCUAGAUAAGGCAACAUCGAAUUUCUCCAUUUUUGUUUCCCCUACUCUUUCUUCCUUCCCGUGUAGCAAGCUACAUCUCUCUCCCCUCUCUGUAUCCUUAAUUUGUGGAGGGGUUCAGAUGAACCUCUCUCAGCAGAAUAGCAAUUAACACACACAUUAACUAUAGAAUCCAUAAACCAGCUUCUCUUUGGGCUAUUGUUCAGAAAAAAAUAAUAAUCUUAAACUAGUGCACAAGAAUUAAGACCACGAAUAGGAUGCGUUCAGCGGCGUUGUUCUCUAAGAACCACCUGCUGCUCCUGCAUCUUUCCUCCCAGGUCAAGGAAGGAUAUAGGAUUGGACCAAGAGGAGCACUUCCUUGUCAAAGAAGGCAAUCAGGAUGAUUCACCCACCACGUCUUUUUUAGGUAUACACCUAUGUUUGUUUUGAGUGUACAAUGGAAGUGUAGAAUGAGGACAACUGUGUGUUUGCAAACAAGUGUCUUGCAUCCAUAGGCUCAAACCAUUGGCUGCACUGAGCAUCGUUUCCAUGGCCAAUCCCGGCCGGCCACAGUGUAAUGGGCCCAAAGAGACCCUCUGCUUUCUCAGGAUCUGAAGGAGGGACUUGGAAGGCUUGAGGGACUUGGUUGGAAAAUGCCUUUUUGCAGCUUAGUUUGUUUUCUCUUCUACUGACCGAUUUCUAGCAGACGAGAGACUUUAGCAAGUAGGCCACACACACAAAAAAGAGAAGCACAGCAAGCAUGAUCCGCUGCUCUGUUUUGCCUUAGGCAUCAUCAUAGCUAUAGAAUUACAUGUUCCUUUAGGAUGAAUUUCUCUUCAGGGUUCGGGGAUCCCCCUUGCUUCAACGGGGAGUUGUGUUUGAUGACCCUCGGGGUCUCCUCCAGCUCUUACAGUUCUAGAUUUGAUGGCAACACCCAGGUUUCAUGUUGUUAAAAAAAAAAAGCAUCUCGACAUUUCAGACACCAGUUCAAUUUGGUCACAAAGGUCAUAGGAAAAUUGCAUGCCUGCACAAGAGCCUGGAAGGCUCUAGUUAAACACUGCCAGUGGGGAUAGUAAGCAGCACCUUGUGAGAAGUAUUUCAAGGGAUGGACGUGAGUAACGUUUAUGGGUCUCUCUUUAAAAACAAAGCAAGCAGGAGCCUUUUAAAAAAGAAACUCUGAUAGUCACAGCUUCAAACAUGUAGGGAAGAAACCGCUUGAAAUAAAUAAAUAGAGAAUUGUAAUGUACUGGAA